AUGAAUGGUGUGGAAACAGUGGAAGGAAAAGGAGAUCAUGAAGCGGCACUGGCUAUAUGGGACUGUGGCAGCCCCUUGUAUGACUCGUAUGAACUGGCAUCGGUUAGUCAUCUAAUCGAGCGCCAUCUGAUGGCAUUCCCAUCUCUUGGAGGAUCAUCGAAGCGGUUCAUAGCCAAGUUCUCUCAUUCUUCUUCAUCGAAGACGACCUCCACUACUAGUACUAGUACUACAAUGAAGGAGGCAAAGGGGUCUAAUUCAAUGGAGGAAAACUUGAGCAAGAUCUUGGGGAUCAAGAAGAUGUGGAAGAGGAAGGGUUUGUUUGGAGCAACGAAAGAAAAGACCAAGAAAAUGAAGACCACUGGAUUUUCUGGCUUUUACAGUAGGUUUGGUCUCUGGAGGAAGAAGGAAUGCAGGUGA
Molecule: messenger RNA, 417 nt
Organism: Rosa rugosa (rugosa rose)
Lineage: Eukaryota; Viridiplantae; Streptophyta; Magnoliopsida; Rosales; Rosaceae
Exons: 2
Coding region: 1-417 (138 amino acids)
Source: RefSeq, a predicted model, not a curated record